AUAUACAAAUUCAGCCGCCUUCCUCACCUUUUUUCGUCUUUAAAACUCAAAUCGAGCCAGAUCCAAAAACCACACAACCCUUCUAAUCAAAUUUUAAUCUUACAAACGGAAUUUGAUUCGGUUUCUCAAAAACCAUACAACCAUCUUUAUGAAUAAAGAUGAAGCAACCCCCUAAUUCGAUUGUGUUUCACAGUACGGAAAUUAGAAAGUCCAAACGCUCCUUUUUGUACGAUCAGCUUCAACACAUCUACAUCGUCAAAGAAGAUACGCAUUUCCUUAUCAAUCUUCAUUCUUGUCAUGGCAAAACCAUAUCACGAGUCAUCACGAAGAUAAAAAUCAUGCAUCGAUCUCUCUUGGGAAUUGAAAGCAAACCGUCAAUGUUCAUAACAUUUCAUAAAAGGGCUUCUUACUCAUGUUUUGUCCCAAAAGAUUGGAAGGCUCCAUUCGGAGAUGAUGGAUUGCGAUACAUGCUACACGAGCCUCAAAUUUGCAGUGAUUGUUGCUGUAUACUUUGCUCUGUAAGAGUUGGUUCAGCACAUGGUGGUAAGAGUUUCAUGGCAUAUGCAACCGCUGUCAAAGAUGGGUUUAUUUGUGGAAAAAUAUGUUGCAUAGAUUGUGCCCUUCGUUCUUACAUGGUUGGGACUGUAGGAGGAACCAUUGGCCUGGAUUUAAAGUAUUACUGUCGUCGUUGUCAUGACAGGACUACUUAAUUCCACAUGUCAAUAAUCCUCUCCAGAAUUGUGAGUCUAUUCAUUCUGGCAGAGGGGUUCACCGAUUGGGGGUUGAAAAAGGAGGAAGAGAAAGGGUACGGGGAAAUGGGGUUGGAUUGUUAGGUAUGUGUGCUUGUGAAAAGAAAAUAGAAAAAGACCAAAAUGGCCCUGAACUUAACAGAGUUAGGAAAUGAUGUCAUAGAAAAAGUAAAUUGUAACGACUAUAUAUA
Cynara cardunculus var. scolymus (artichoke) is the source of this 940-nucleotide messenger RNA. RefSeq lists its product as uncharacterized. Bases 159 to 710 code for a protein of 183 amino acids. The record is from RefSeq and is a predicted model, not a curated record. The transcript has 2 exons. NCBI's taxonomy places the organism in Eukaryota, Viridiplantae, Streptophyta, Magnoliopsida, Asterales, Asteraceae.